This is a messenger RNA of Eutrema salsugineum, 1160 nucleotides long. Its product is annotated as mitochondrial uncoupling protein 3. The transcript is spliced from 2 exons. Gene Ontology annotation, biological process: mitochondrial transport; response to cold. Bases 7 to 912 code for a protein of 301 amino acids. Gene Ontology annotation, cellular component: mitochondrial membrane. NCBI's taxonomy places the organism in Eukaryota, Viridiplantae, Streptophyta, Magnoliopsida, Brassicales, Brassicaceae. The record is from RefSeq and is a predicted model, not a curated record.
CAGCCGAUGAAAAUGGAGCGAAGCAGAGUGGCCGGAGAAGCACCGACCCGAACCAGGAUCUUGCUUGCGUCACUAUCUGCAAUGGUCGCAGAGACAGUUACGUUUCCAAUUGAUCUCACAAAAACCAGAAUGCAGCUCCAUGGUUCGCACCGGAUUGGCGCUAUCGGAGUCGUGUCGGAGAUUGGUAGGCAGGAAGGGAUGAUGGGUUUCUAUAAAGGUCUAUCUCCGGCGAUUAUCAGGCACCUGUUCUACACGCCUAUCAGAAUCAUUGGAUACGAGAAUUUGAAGGGCUUCAUAGUCCGAUCUGAAGGUAACAACAGCGAGUCUCUUUCUCUCGCCACAAAAGCUCUCGUCGGAGGGAUUUCUGGUGUUAUGGCUCAGGUAGUGGCUAGCCCAGCUGAUUUGGUCAAAGUGAGAAUGCAAGCAGAUGGUAGGUUGGUUAGCCAAGGCCUGAAACCGAGAUACUCGGGACCAAUCGAAGCUUUCACUAAAAUCCUACAAGCAGAGGGAGUAAAAGGGCUAUGGAAAGGUGUUCUUCCAAACAUCCAGAGAGCAUUUCUAGUGAAUAUGGGUGAACUAGCUUGCUAUGAUCAUGCCAAACACUUUGUCAUCGAGAAAAAGAUCUCUGGAGAUAACAUUUAUGCGCACACUCUUGCAUCUAUAAUGUCGGGUCUUGCUUCCACAACUCUGAGUUGUCCGGCUGAUGUGGUGAAGACGAGGAUGAUGAACCAGGGUGAGAAAGCUGUGUACAGAAAUUCUUACGAGUGUUUGGUGAAGACGGUUAGGUUUGAAGGAAUAAGAGCAUUGUGGAAAGGUUUUUUCCCGACAUGGGCAAGGCUUGGACCGUGGCAGUUCGUGUUUUGGGUCUCUUACGAGAAGUUUAGACAGCUUGCAGGUCUCUCUUCCUUCUAAACCUCUCUCAGUCUCUCUCUCUCAGAAUCUGGAAAACAAAUUUGAGGUUUGGGGUUUUCUUAUAAAUUUUUUAAGUUAAGUAGCAACUUCCUGUUAGUUUCUGAUCAGUAAGAACUAAGAAGAGUAUAGGAUUCACAUAUUUUUUUACUUUUUCAUACUCAAAUAAACAUUGACCAGUUUGGUUUGAAGGCUAAAUUUAAAUAAAUUGGUUAAUUUCCUCUUGAUUUCGGUUUUAUUGAGAUCAAUAU